ACGACAUCCAACCUGUACUGCUCGUUCACUGAUUAACUUUCAGCUCGAACGGAAUUUUGAUUUCGUGAGCGUGUAUAAUGUAUUUGGAGAUGAAAUGGGAACCGUGAUAGAUCGAUGGAGUGGGACAGAAUUGCCUGCAUCAGUCCAAUCAACGAGCAACGCUCUGCGAAUAUACAUGAAAACGGAUGGUUCAGUUGCACACAAGGGUUUCGCAGUAAAGUACCAAACAAGAAAUACAAAGUGCAGAAUCAACUCUGACCGCCCCGAUUCAUACAUCGAAUCUUAUGGUUAUGCUUUGGGCUACCCGGAAAAGUUGAACCUGACAUGGCACAUUUCGCAAACAGAAGGAUGUACAAUUCGCAUAGACUUCAGGAAGUUCAAGCUUGGUGGAUUUGGGAAUUUUCUGGGGGUAUACCAUGGACAACGGCAUGCGAGUAGAAGUCUUACAAUAUGGGCUGGAAAUACAUUGCCACCGUCGGUUGAGUCAACAAGCAACAAACUAGUGGUCGAGUGGAUCAAUGAUGGCUUGGACAGAAGAAACGAGUUUUCUGCGCAUUACAGUUCUGGUGAGUUCAACUCUUA
Messenger RNA from Opisthorchis viverrini, 582 nucleotides. RefSeq lists its product as hypothetical. The annotation marks the transcript as partial. Lineage: Eukaryota; Metazoa; Platyhelminthes; Trematoda; Opisthorchiida; Opisthorchiidae. The record is from RefSeq and is a predicted model, not a curated record. The transcript has 3 exons.